Fopius arisanus is the source of this 3077-nucleotide messenger RNA. RefSeq names its product NFT-1 protein (gene NitFhit). Gene Ontology annotation, molecular function: hydrolase activity, acting on carbon-nitrogen (but not peptide) bonds, in linear amides; bis(5'-adenosyl)-triphosphatase activity. Gene Ontology annotation, biological process: nucleobase-containing compound metabolic process. The record is from RefSeq and is a predicted model, not a curated record. The transcript has 5 exons. NCBI's taxonomy places the organism in Eukaryota, Metazoa, Arthropoda, Insecta, Hymenoptera, Braconidae. The coding region runs from base 1971 to 2813 and encodes 280 amino acids.
AAAUUUUUUUCGUCAGAAGUCAUUUUUUCUCUGAGCUUACCGAGUGGGUAGAAACUACAAAAAAAAAUGAUGGAGAAGAUGAAGCAUUGAGGGGGUGGCUUUUCUUCUGAUUUUUGUGUGAAGAUUGAUGGAAAAUACUUGUGAUAUGUUAGCCGAAUCGAGGGAUUGACUGGAUACUCUAAAAAAAUAGACGAAAAGGGCUCUUGAUGAUUCUAGUCAGCUCGAAUUUUUCGAGGGUCAGCGAAUAAUUAGAUAGCCGUUAUUUCUAAAUAAAUAUUUACGUGUAAAAAUGAUUCAUUCGAAAUACGAGAGUUGUGAAUAACUUCUUCUACUCGUUCUUUCAUUUUGGCUGGAGAUGCGUUCAUUUAAAAUAAUGGAAUUUCUAAUUUUUCUAUCGAAAAACAAAUUUCGACGGGCGGCCUUCGUAAUUUAGUCGCCAAGUAAUCAAGAUGGAGCGAUGUUUAGUUGAAUAUCGAUUUAUACACAAAAUUAUUGAUUUUACGGUGAAAUAUCAGGAAAACUUUUUAUUGAAAAUUGAAUCAACCAGAAAAAAUGUCUCUUUAUGCUUCACCUUUAAAUCGAGAGUUUUCUAGAUAAAUCGAUAUUUAAUAAUGCUCUAUCACUUUAUUACGUCGUUACUAAAUUAAUUUUCUUGUCUUUGCUGCUCGUUAAUGACCGCAUUCAUCCAGAGUUUAUUGUUUCGAGUGAAUGAUAACAGGUGUGGAUGAAUUAUCGGAGGUUUUGACGCACAAUUUUUAUGUUCUCGAUUGAAUGUGCAAGGAAAGUAUUUACAAUGCGUUGAAAGAACUGAGUGUAUAUAUUUUAUGGUCGUUCCUGGUAUCGUUUAUCCACGUUUAAAUGUGAAACAUGAACAUAUUAUUGAUGAAAUAAAGAAAUAAUGAGGGUGAUUUGGGUAUUCGAUAAAAAAAAACCACUUGUUGAUUCAACAAUUGGGUAUUCUAUGGACUUUAUUCGAUGGAUCAUUGAGGGAGAACGAUAAUCUCUGCAAUCAUCACCAUACGUAUCGUUAACAUAUAGGUUUACCUAGAAAUCAUUUUUAUGCAUAACUGCAGGUUUUGGGAGAAAUUAAAUAUCGAGUUGUGAAAAUUAAUAUUAAAAUUGAAAAGUAUUACGAUGAAGUAUGACGAUAAUUCUCAUUUUUUUGUGAGAGAAAGUCGAUUGCGGAAAAUAAAUGACUAGUGUUCAGCCCCUUCGCGUAGGAAAAGAUUUCAUAGAAAUUUCUUCUCUCGAAUUUUCCAUGUCUUUUCUUUUCUAUUCAUUAAGAAAAUUGAAUUAAUUAUUUGGAGACUAUGUCAGUAGAACAAAUUAUGGUAGGAAAUCAAAUUUCUAUUCAAUGUUCCACUAGAAUCGGAUAGAAGUUGAUAAAAAGUUCAGUAGAAAUGCAAUGCAAUGAUCUAGCAAGAUCAUAAGGUUUAACUAAAAAGUGAAAAAAAAGCGUUGGAUUUUCUGUGGAAUUUUUUCAAACGUGUCAGGCUUCUGGUGCUACGAAAAUUUGCUUUAUUCAUUUUCCACGUUUUCGUUUUGUAUAUGUAUAAAUGUUGGCUAUUAGGCGCGUUACCGAUAAUUAAUUAAGGACAUAGAAUAUUAAGAAUUGGCAAACCAUGGGAGGACAAUUGAGACGCGAAUUUCCAAGAUGUGAGUGAGAUGUUGUGUUUCUCGAACUUGUGUAUUGAAUAUAAAAUAGGGAAUUAUGAUCUUUACUUGUGGCGUUUCAUUUUCCCACUUGCAUCAUUCGUUAUCUUUGUUAUCAAUGAUUUUUUAUGCCCUCGAAUCUCAGCUGAUAUCAUCUCAUUGAAAAAAAUAGACAACUAACUUGAAUCAAGGCUUCAAUCAAUUCUGCGAGGGAGAAUUCAGUUCUUGCCUUCAGGAUAUUAGAUGACACUGGAAAUUGAUAAGACCUAGUGAUAAGAGCUCAACAAUUAGGUUCAAUCAGACUCUCAUCCACAAUAAUGAAUCCAUUAGUGGCAGUGUGUCAAAUGACAUCCACAGCUGAUAAGGAAAAGAAUUUCGAGGUGGUGCAAAAUUUAGUGGUUCAAGCUAAAGAAAGAAAGGCACAAAUAGCAUUCUUCCCCGAAGCCUGCGACUACCUAGCAGACAAUAAAAAAGAUAUUGUCGCCUUCAGUGAAACUCUGACUGGUCCCACUGUCUCAAGGUACAAAGCUCUAGCUGUAGAGCAUGAUAUUUGGCUGUCUCUGGGUGGAUUGCACGAACGCCAGUCUGAGGGCUCACCAAAAAUAUCCAACACUCAUGUCCUGAUAAAUAAUGAAGGAUCAAUCGCUGCUGCCUACAGAAAAAUUCAUUUGUUCGAUAUGGACAACAAGGAUACAGGGGUGAGACUCAUGGAGUCGGAUUAUGUGGUGCCAGGAGGUGAAAUAAUUCCUCCAGUUUCUACGCCUGUUGGAAAAAUCGGGCUAAGCAUUUGCUACGACAUGCGCUUCCCCGAAUUAUCUCUGACCCUGCGAAAAUCAGGAGCAGAGGUGCUGACAUUUCCAUCAGCAUUCACUUACCAAACCGGAGCUGCCCACUGGGAAGUGCUCCUCCGAGCUCGUGCUAUCGAGACCCAGUGCUAUGUAAUCGCAGCAGCUCAAACAGCCACUCACAACAAAAAGCGCACCAGUUGGGGUCACGCCAUGAUUGUUGAUCCCUGGGGGGCUGUGAUAGCCCAGUGCGCAGAAAAAACAGGUAUUGCAGUCGCAGAAAUUGAUCUAAAUUUAUUGGAAACAGUUCGUAGAAAUAUGCCGUGCGAGAAUCACCGGAGAACAGAUUUAUACCCCUCGAUGAAUGCCAGUUGAUAAAUAGGCGAUAAAUAUGAGAAGCUAUUCCAUAGCGAAGUGGUAAAGGUGAGGAUAGAAAAAUCCAUGUGAAGUAACUUUUUUGUAGUUCAUUAAAUUUCGGAAAAAGGAAUCUCUCAAUAUUUCUCCAGAAAAUCAAUACCUCUCAAUGAGUCAAAAUUCAAUGAACUGGAAAAUUCCCACUCACUCAUUCAGCUCCCUUUAUCCCUUCGCCGUGGUUUCUCGGUGACAAAUAAAAUUAAGAAACAAGAUGAAUAAAAUUAA